Penicillium robsamsonii is the source of this 1266-nucleotide messenger RNA. RefSeq names its product putative C2H2 transcription factor. The transcript has a single exon. Bases 1 to 1266 code for a protein of 421 amino acids. Lineage: Eukaryota; Fungi; Ascomycota; Eurotiomycetes; Eurotiales; Aspergillaceae. The record is from RefSeq and is a predicted model, not a curated record.
AUGCAAGAGAGGAUUCCUCCAAACCACGGCCUUGAGUACUCUGACUGGGAACUCUCGUUUUCAUCCUCAGAAGAACUAUCAAUCCACAACGCCCUCUACAUCCCCAACAUCCCCAGCAUGUAUCCUAGUCACCAAAAGUCCAAGAGUAUGUACAGCACUGUGCCAGAUAGUUCUGGUUACUCGGAGUCCGCAGAGUCUCAACAUAUGGGAGGCCUGACCGGUAUCUCCGCCAGCGCUUUAUCCAACCCCCAAAUGUCCGCUCUUCAACUGCUGAACUUUAUGGACGCACAACCAGACCCUCGGUCUUUUCUAUCGCCAGCACACUAUUGCACUGGAAGAAGGGGAUCAACCGACACCGACACAAUUGGUUCUCAAUACGCAUGGUCUACCGCGUCCAACGCAGAGAUUCUCUCAAAUUCACCUCAUAUGUCCUCAUUUGACGCCUCCGUCGGACCCACCACAACUCCCUUCAUGCAAGGCUGUUACUCCCCGGAAUCUGCACAGCUCGGUAUGAGCGACCCAGGCGUGUCGGGUUAUACACCUCAGCAAAUUGACAAAUGGUGCAUCGAGAGCGAGCCAGCUGGAGACAUCUACCAGUCACAACAUUUCCCAAACAUGGGCUCGAUGCGCUUUCCACCAUCAGUGGAACUGCAACCCGAGUCUUACCAAAUAUUCAACAACCAACUCCACACUGCAAAUGAGCAAUGGUUAUCUCGCCCACCCCAUUCCUCUGAUCAGAUCCCAAAAACCUUCUUCUCAAUCCCCCGACCCGUCUCAGCACCUCGAUCAGCCCCAGCUCCAACAACCCAUCUCUACCAAUCCACCGCUACAACCACCUCAGUCUCUUCAUCGCCCGCACACUCCCUCUAUGACCCAGAUUCUCCACCAACGGCACCAGGCUCGGCCACCGGCUCAGGCUCCAGCUCCAACGCAGGUGACCUAAGUAACUACGGCAUCCCAGCAGGUGACGGCACCUGGCGCUGCGCUCAUCCAGGCUGUUCCUCGAAGUCUCUCUUCCAUCGAGGCUGUGAUCUGAGGAAACACUUCAACCGCCACCGCAAGUAUCUCUUCUGUCGCUACGAGGGAUGCCCACAGUCUGCGAAGAAUGGAUUUAGCAGCAAGAAAGACCGUGCUCGUCAUGAGGCAAAGCAUAACCCCGGUGUCUUUUGUGAGUGGGAGGGAUGCGGAAAAGUCUUCAGUCGUGUCGAUAAUAUGAAAGACCACGUGAGAAGAAUUCAUCGGAAAGGGGACGCUGGAAAGGCUUGA